AUGAAGAAGUUCGAAGAAGUUUUGGGCAUUAUUGGAGAAUUCGGACUUUAUCAGAAACGAAUAUUUUUCCUCAUAUGUAUUCCCUUCAUAUUUUCUGCAUUCCAUAUGGUAAUCAGUGUAUUCCUGCUUGGAAUUCCAAAACACAGAUGUGCCAUACCAGGGUACCCUAACGAUACAUUUGCCAUCCAAAAUCCAUCUCAUGAAGCUUUGGUCAAUCGACUCGUGCCGCCGUCUACGGACGAAACCCUCGAUUACGCCAAGUGUGACCUGUAUGAUCGGUCGUACGACGGUGAUGAUAACUCUACCGACCAAAAGGCCUGUUCGAGUUGGGUUUACGACAAGAGCAUCUUCAUCAACACCUUCACGUCAGAUCAAGACAUUGUGUGUGAAGACAAACUUGGGACUUCCCAUGCUCAGAUGAUUUUUUUCGCUGGUGUGUUUGUAGGUGCCCUCGUCCUGGGAUCAGUAUCGGACAUAAUUGGACGAAAGAAGACUUUGUGCCUGUCAUUUUUGCUACUUUUUGGAACAACACUUGGUGUGACAUGGGCUCCAGAUUUCAUCACCUUCUGUGUUCUUCGGUUCUUUGUUGGAGCCUCAUGCGCAGGGAUGUUCAUGACUGCCUUUCGUGUGUGGACCGGUAUAAUCGUUGAUUUCUUCUUUGCCAUUGGAAUGGUCAUCCUUGGAUUGGUGGGAUACGCCUUCAAGGAGUGGAAGUCCAUUGAGAUCGCCUGUUCUGCACCAAUCGUCCUCUUUCUGCUAUACUGGUGGCUUGUUCCCGAGUCACCGAGAUGGCUGAUCAGUCAGGGUAAAAUCGAGGAGGCCAACAAGAUCAUACAGAAGGCGGCCAAGGUAAACAAGGUGACGAUUCCAGAGAAAAUCCUCACUGCUGACUCCAUAGAUGAACCGGAGGCUGGUCGUAUAUGGCACCUGUUUACGUCACGUGUUCUCCUUAUAAGGACACUCAUCAUCUUCUUUAAUUGGCUGGUGGUUGUCAUGGGAUAUUAUGGACUUUCACUAAACACUGGAAACCUCGGAGGCGAUUUCUACGUGAACUUCAUAGUGUCUGGCCUGGUCGAGUUUCCCGCCUACACGUUAUGUAUCGUGCUGCUUGACAGAGUGGGCAGGCGACUUCUCCAUGCCACAUGCAUGAUAAGCGGUGGUAUAGCAUGCAUCAUUACUAUCUUCCCGAUGUUGUACGCAGAUGAAAAACCAAUCACCAUUACUUUGGCUAUGCUGGGAAAGCUUGGGAUAUCCGCCGCCUUCGCAAUUAUCUACGUGUGGUCAGCGGAGUUGUUCCCGACUGUUGUCAGGAACGCCGGAAUGGGCGCGAGCUCCUCGUGCGCUCGUAUAGGGGGAAUGAUCGCACCAUACAUUGCCGACCUGAGUAAGGUGAUCGACGGUAAUCUAGGACGAGCUGUACCCUUGGUAAUUUUUGGUGGAGCGUCAGUUAUUGCUGGAGUAAUGUCCCUUUGGCUUCCGGAAACUAAAAGCAGAGAACUUCCUGAAACACUUGAAGAUGCUAGAAAAUUCGGUAGAAAGAAACCGUCAGAAAAAUACGAAUCGAAGCUCGACUUUGACAACAAGGGAUUUGAUCACGAGUCAAAUAUCGCUUACGGCACCAAUGGAGUGUACACGGUCAAGUUAUAAAAAAUGCCAGAAAGUCGAUCGACCCAGAGGGUGAGGUCGAUUGCUUCACGUGUUUAUAAACUUUUAUUAAACAUAU
This is a messenger RNA of Pecten maximus, 1723 nucleotides long. RefSeq names its product organic cation transporter protein-like. The transcript has 10 exons. The coding region runs from base 1 to 1647 and encodes 548 amino acids. The record is from RefSeq and is a predicted model, not a curated record. NCBI's taxonomy places the organism in Eukaryota, Metazoa, Mollusca, Bivalvia, Pectinida, Pectinidae. Gene Ontology annotation, cellular component: membrane. Gene Ontology annotation, molecular function: transmembrane transporter activity. Gene Ontology annotation, biological process: transmembrane transport.